GUUUAAUUUGAGAAAUAAUGGUAGCAUCAUCUAUGGCUGUGGCAUCAACAAAAUCUACAUUUUUCCACUGCGCGUCAUCUUCUAGAGAAUUUGGAUCCAAUUUCAGUAGUGGGGUUCCCAUAAAGAGUCUUAAUUUUCAGUUAAAAAGCAGAAGAACUAAAGCUAGAAAUGAUAUUUGUUUGGUAGUAUCUGCUACUGGUACAGUAUCUCAGGUUGUCAAAGACAGCAUAUGGUUAUUUGAGCAAGAGCAAGCAUUGGGAUUCAGCAGUGUUUCAACAAACAUCAGAAUGACUGUCAUCAAACUUAAAUCUGGUGAAUUGUGGGUUCAUGCUCCUAUUGCUCCAACCAAAGAGUGUAUUCAGGUAACUCUAAAGCCAACAUCGUCAACUAUCAAUGAUUUUUCAGUAGAUUGGAUUGAGGAUGAUAUUUUCUCAGUAUUUCAAGUAUUGAAAUGACUAGAAAUUAUAGGGGUUGUUUCCCAUCUUUAUUUUUGAUGAAGUUGAUAGGGGUUCUUGUUUACUGAUGGUGUUGAUCUACGAUUGGCUGUAAACAUGCUAUAUUGUUAGAAGUGUUUAAGAUUUGUGCACUAACAGUUGAUAGAUAUUUAGGUUAUCAUGUUAAGUUGGAUCUACUAUAACAUGUAACUUUUCAUAAUAAGCCUAUGUUUAACUUGACAAAUAGAGUAAUCACUCUCCGUAACCAGUUAAAAUGAGUUGAUCAGUG
Messenger RNA from Nicotiana tabacum (common tobacco), 723 nucleotides. Lineage: Eukaryota; Viridiplantae; Streptophyta; Magnoliopsida; Solanales; Solanaceae. The record is from RefSeq and is a predicted model, not a curated record.